AUGACGGUUCCAUGGGGAGGUAUCAGUUGUUGUUUGAGUGCGGCUGCCCUCUAUUUGCUCGGCAGAAGCAGCGGCAGGGAUGCCGAAGCACUUAGGUCCGUCACGAGAGUCAAUCAGCUGAAGGAAUUAGCAAAACUAUUCGAUGUCGAGAACAAAGUCCUGCCUCUGGUUGUUGCGAUAUCAGGAAGAGUUGGAGCUGAGACACCAAUAAAUUGCGAGCACAGUGGCCUGAGAGGUGUUAUAGUGGAGGAGACGGCUGAACAACAUUUUCUUAAGCAUAAUGAUUCUGGUUCUUGGAUUCAAGAUUCGGCCUUGAUGCUAUCAAUGAGUAAAGAGGUGCCAUGGUACCUGGAUGAUGGAACCGAUCGUGUAUUUGUUCUCGGGGCCCGUGGUGCCUCUGGUUUUGUGUUGACUGUGGCAAGUGAAGUCUUUGAAGAGUCAGGACGGUCGCUUGUACGUGGAACACUAGAUUAUCUUCAAGGCCUGAAGAUGCUUGGAGUGAAGCGAAUUGAGCGAGUACUUCCAACUGGUACCUCAUUGACUGUAGUUGGCGAGGCUGUCAAAGAUGAUAUCGGGAAAGUUCGGGUUCAGCGUCCGCAUAAAGGUCCUUUUUAUGUAUCUCCAAAGACCAUUGAUGAACUCAUUGGCAAUCUGGGGAAGUGGGCAAGGUGGUAUAAGUAUGCCUCAAUGGGGUUGACAGUGUUUGGUGCUUUUCUGAUUGCUAAGCAAGCCAUAGAUUAUAUCAUGGAGAGAAAGCAACGUUUGGAGAUGCAGAAUAGAGUACUUGCUGCUGCUGCAAAAAGAUCAGGCAAUCAAGAUGGUGAAGGUGCAAAUGGAGUGGCUGAGAAUGGAGCAGAUGGUUCUAAGAGAGAACGUCCCAUUCCAGAUAUAUGCGUAAUAUGUCUCGAGCACGAGUACAAUGCUGUGUUUCUCCCGUGUGGGCAUAUGUGCUGUUGUACAACUUGCUCUUCACAUCUCACCAACUGCCCACUUUGCCGGAGACGGAUAGAACAGGUGGUUAAGACCUUCCGCCACUGA
Linum trigynum is the source of this 1038-nucleotide messenger RNA. NCBI's taxonomy places the organism in Eukaryota, Viridiplantae, Streptophyta, Magnoliopsida, Malpighiales, Linaceae. The record is from the annotation of a GenBank genome assembly.